This is a messenger RNA of Cyprinodon variegatus (sheepshead minnow), 2145 nucleotides long. Its product is annotated as ribonuclease P protein subunit p25-like. Bases 693 to 1532 code for a protein of 279 amino acids. The record is from RefSeq and is a predicted model, not a curated record. The transcript has 2 exons. Gene Ontology annotation, cellular component: ribonuclease MRP complex. NCBI's taxonomy places the organism in Eukaryota, Metazoa, Chordata, Actinopteri, Cyprinodontiformes, Cyprinodontidae. Gene Ontology annotation, molecular function: RNA binding. Gene Ontology annotation, biological process: tRNA 5'-leader removal.
CAGCCACACAGACACUCCUCCUGUGAGCAUUUGUUAGGCAGCUUCUGUCCCUUAUGUCUCUUUGUAGGGAACAGAGCAGAGUUCCUAGAGCAUCACUGAAGACAAGAUACAUCUCUAGGGACAACACCCGGGCUGCAGACUUCUGUGCACCCCUGGUCACAGCUUCAACGGAUCCCAAAAAUGGGCAUGUGGAAAGGAAAGACAUAGCAACUUAAGCAAGGGGAGCCUAAAUCUGAAGUCCAGAAGAAGAGGUGGAAAUAAAAAUAAAAUAAACAAGCCAAGAGGUCACUUCAGAAAUGAAGACAAGAUGAACAGCAGGUCAGAGUCGUCAACGCUGGAUUGGACCGCAAAAGAAAAAGGAAUCUGGAACACGUUCCAAAUAGGCGAUGGUGGUUUGAAAAUGAGAAGCUCUUUAAAGAACAUCUUGAAAAGUCCCAACAGUGCUUUUAAUUCAUCAGCCAGGAAUUAAUCUUAUCUCUUCAACUUUCUCUGAGAAGGAACAUUAAAAUCUUUGUUGAUAGAGCUCUUGGGGAGUGAGUAAUAUUUCUUAUACACAAUCUUAAAACUACAGCUGUUGACUGGAGACAGACAGAACUGCCAAGUGCUUAAGAAAAUUAGGUUUUUGCUUAGUUCUAUAAUGGAUAAGCCUGUAUUUGGACUAACUAUAUAUUGAUGCACUGGGGAGAGGAGAAAUGUUUACAGGAUGUGGAGUGUUCAGUGGCCAUAACCACUGUCUGCCUAACAGCAAUGUCACACAACAACCUGGACUGGAGGUAAAGAGAACAAACCAGACUGCUAAUGGAGUAAACCAAGGGACUGGCCCUUUUUAUGAGGGUCAAAGUUAUACAAACACUAUAAUGCAACCUGCGUUUAACAACAGUCUUUCUGACACAAUAAAACCUCCGCUGUUGCCACCCUCUCCAGCGGCUGUUAAACUAGGGCAGGAAGGUUUCAAAAAAGUUUGCCGUACUGAGGAGGACAGCCCCUGUCCCUUUCCAGGUCUGGCUUCUGGGGUGCUGGAGAUGCGUGUCAAAGAGGGUAGCAAGAUCCGCAACCUAAUGGGAUUUGCUAUGGCUCGGAUGCAAGGAGAAAAGACUGGAAGUGCGGGAGGUGGGACCGUCAGUGGGCUCAGGCAGGUUGUAUUCACUGGGUCAGGUCGCGCCGUCACAAAGACCAUCACCUGUGCUGAGAUUAUGAAACGAAAAGUGGGCUGUCUGCAUCAAAUGACUAAGCUCAGGUACAAAGUGGUGAAAGAAGUUUGGGAGAGCAACCAGGGGGCUGCAUCUGAGAUGACGGUGCACAGGACUGUACCUUCGAUCAGCAUCCUUCUUUCUAAGGAUCCUCUGGAUCCUCAGGAGCCAGGCUAUCAGCCACCAGAGGCUUUUAGCUCAUUGUGGGAAGACAGAGGAGGGAUUGAUCCUGCAACACAAACAACAUUCAAGAGACCUUUUGGACCGCUGCCAUACACCAGCUUACCGCGCUGUAAGAAGCUAUGUUUGGAGCAAGGAGACUCAGUUCUUCCACCUAACUGACUAUCUGAAUCCCUGUCACAGUGAAGAAGAUUGAAUCAGCAAAGUUCAUUUGGCGCUGCACUCCACUCUAGCACAAUGCUGAGACAAUCAGAACGUUCACUCAGUCAGAACAGGGCUUUCUUAUUAGAACUGAAUCCCAAUUCAAGCUUCAGGAGGUCAGUUUGACUGAGGCUGAAAAGCUUGCUUCUGCACUUACAGUACAGAUUUAUGGCCCUUGACAUCACAACUGUCAUAAUAUGUGUGCUUGUGUUGUUUGAUGACCAACAUAUUGAAAUCAUACUUCACAGCAACUGCAUCUAAAUGAAGCCAUUGAUUGCACAAGUCAGCUAUAUAUGAAUUGGGGAUAAAACUAUUCAUCAGUAUAAAAUAAAUUCUGUCAAUAAAUAGCCUUAAAUUAAGCUGUUCAGAUAAACAGAUAAACGAUUUUAUAUAAAUAAGAACAACUCAAAUUAUUGAUGGUAUAAAAAUGCAAUAUGUACCAGUUUAGUUUGUCUAACUAUCAAUCUUCACGCGAAAAUAAACAUUUUAUUUCUGAACUAAGUUUCUUUUGUGCUUUAUCUUUUUACCCAUACAUCACUAUGCAAAGCUCUAAUGGAACAAAAAAAUCACAGUG